Molecule: messenger RNA, 1560 nt
Organism: Candida tropicalis MYA-3404
Lineage: Eukaryota; Fungi; Ascomycota; Pichiomycetes; Serinales; Debaryomycetaceae
Gene: FAV3
Product: Fav3p
Exons: 1
Coding region: 1-1560 (519 amino acids)
Biological process (GO): carbohydrate metabolic process
Source: RefSeq, a predicted model, not a curated record
AUGUUCAAGGGGGGCAGAAGGACAACAGAUUCAAAGGGAGAAUAUAUAAAUCGAUUACGAAGUCUACUUGUUUCAGGGUUUUUUUUAUUUUCUUUUAUUUUUUUUUUUGAUUUGGUGUUGUUAAAUCUAGAAUUACAAUUACGUUCAUUCAUGAAUCCCCUUUUAGUGCUAUUGUUCUUGUCGCUCACUUCUGCUGCUCCUGCAAACGUCAUUAUCCGUACUGUUGUGGUCACAGCCCCUGUUCAAGUUGUUACUGUAAGUGCAAACGGUGCGGGACCCGUACCAAUCUCAACGGCUUCGGUUACCACGACAACAAGCGCAUCAGCCAAACCAACUACCUCUAGCUCAACCAGUACUACUAGUUCUUCUUUAUCCUCCGCCACUUCAUCUUCUUCUGUUGCUAGUUCAUCUUCAAGUGCUCCUGCAUCAGCAGCAAGUUCAGUCCUUUCUUCUCAAUCUCAAACUGGGAAUUCUUUUUACAACACCGUGUUCAAACUUUGGCAACGUUUCUGGAUUUCCAACAAAGGUAAAUGGAACGAUGAUGAUGAAAUUUGUGGGGAUGGUGAAUAUUCCAUGCCUGUUUUAUGGAACAUGGCUGUUUUGGGUAAAGCAAUUGCCAAUACUGGGGAUAAAUCAGGAGUUGAUGUCACUUUGGAAAGAAUCAUGGAUUAUCAUGAUCCAGAAACAGGUGCAUUUUUUGCUACUCCAAAUAACGGUGAGGAAAUCUAUUCCGAUGAUAAUGCUCAAUUAGCAUGGGUAUUCAUACAAGGUUACAAAUUAACCGGAAACAAAGACUAUUUACAAAGUGCUAAAGACAUUAUGUCAUACAUCAAGACACAGUGGGGUCCAAAUGGUGGUGUAAUUUGGAAAAAGGAUAAAAAUUAUAUCGCAUCAAUUUCCACCAUUGAAGCCGCUUUAACUGCUGUGAGAUUGUAUGAAGUCGACAAUAGUGACAGUUCGUUGCUUGAUUUUGCUUACGAUUGUGUUAACUUUAUGUUUGAUCAUCUUCAAGAUCCAAGUGAUCAUUUAUUCUAUGAUGGUACCGACAAGAAUGAUUUGAGUCAAAUAGACAAAGGGAAGUUAACCUAUACUGUUGGCUGUGCUCUUAGUACCUUGGCUCAUUUGCAUAACUUCAAAAAUGAUAAAGAUAUGUUGAACAAGGCUUUACAAUUGGCUCAAGCUGCUACCGAUACCGAGGGAGCAUUUUAUACCGAUAAUGGACUUUGGAAUAACAACUUAGAAUAUGUCCAUUUGUUAUUCGUUGGGUUCGCUGACGCUUUCCAAUUGAGUGAUGAAUUUGGAAAGUUUAAAGAUGAAGUUGUUAGACAAGGUAACUAUAUUUAUGAAUAUUUACAAGACCCAAAUGAUCAAAGUUUGUAUUUCAAUCUGAUUUCCAAAUCAACUGCAUCAACUUAUCAAAGAUACAGUAAAUCAUUUGCUGGUAGUUUCACACAAGACAAUUCAAUCUUUUGUAGUAAUGAUCCUUCCAAACCAGCAAAGAAAAGUUUAUUAGUCAAUGCAAGUGCUGCCCAAAUUUUGCAUGCCAUGGCUAAUUUCUGA